Molecule: messenger RNA, 1383 nt
Organism: Pundamilia nyererei
Lineage: Eukaryota; Metazoa; Chordata; Actinopteri; Cichliformes; Cichlidae
Gene: rgra
Product: retinal G protein coupled receptor a
Exons: 7
Coding region: 305-1192 (295 amino acids)
Biological process (GO): visual perception; G protein-coupled receptor signaling pathway; phototransduction
Cellular component (GO): membrane
Molecular function (GO): G protein-coupled receptor activity
Source: RefSeq, a predicted model, not a curated record
UUAACUUCAGCAGCCGCUGCAUCCUCACCGGGACACCACAACACAAAGGCUUGUUGUGCAAUUAAUAGAAGGCUUUAUUGUUGCGGCGCGUAAAUGCGCAUUAAGGGUUACGUUCCGCGUUCAUUAAGACAUUCCUGCGCGGAUUGGGGCGACAGAGAGGCUUUACAUAAUAAACUGCAAGCAUUCACGUGAAAUGCCCCUUUAAAAGCCGGCUCUCUUCGGUCACACCGAGGGGCAUCGUAAACAAGCGGAACGAGAGGAGUCUGUGACAGCUGCACUUUGGUGUGUCAAACCAGGCUUCAGGAUGGUUUCUUCGUACCCUUUACCGGAGGGCUUCUCCGAGUUUGAUGUGUUUUCCCUGGGAUCUUGUCUGCUUGUGGAGGGUCUGCUGGGCUUCUUUCUAAAUGCGGUCACAAUGCUUGCUUUCCUCAAAGUGAGAGAACUGAGGACUCCCAGCAAUUUCCUAGUAUUCAGUUUAGCGAUGGCUGAUAUUGGCAUCUCCAUGAACGCCACGAUCGCCGCUUUCUCCAGCUUUCUGAGGUAUUGGCCUUAUGGCUCUGAUGGAUGCCAGACUCAUGGUUUCCAGGGCUUCAUGACAGCUCUUGCCAGCAUCCACUUUGUAGCUGCCGUUGCCUGGGACAGAUAUCACCAGUACUGCACCAGGACAAAGCUGCAGUGGAGCAGUGCCAUCACUCUGGCUGUGUUUGUGUGGCUGUUCACUGCCUUCUGGUCCGCCAUGCCCCUCAUUGGCUGGGGAGAGUACGACUACGAGCCCCUCAGGACUUGCUGCACACUGGACUACAGCAAGGGAGACAGAAACUACGUGUCCUACUUGAUUCCAAUGAGCAUCUUCAACUUGGGUAUCCAGGUGUUUGUCGUCAUGUCUUCUUACCAAUCCAUUGCACAGAAAUUCAAGAAGACAGGAAACCCCAGAUUCAACCCCAACACUCCUCUGAAGACUAUGCUGUUCUGCUGGGGGCCCUAUGGGAUCCUGGCUUUCUAUGCUGCUGUGGAGAAUGCAAACCUUGUCUCACCUAAGCUCAGAAUGAUCGCGCCUAUCCUGGCUAAGACUACUCCCACCUUCAAUGCCCUCCUGUACGCACUGGGAAAUGAGAACUACAGAGGUGGCAUUUGGCAGUUAAUCACCGGGGAAAAGAUUGAUGUGCCUCAAAUUGAGAACAAGUCCAAAUAAACUGAGCAUGCAAUAAUUACAUGCAUUCUGUCCUUGUGGUUUCUCGCAGGUACAUAGAUGUUUGUGAGUGUCUGUGCAUUUUGUGUGUCUUGAGCAGUGGUAGCCAUUGCACCUGUUCUGCUCCCCGUUGUGUCUGCAGUUGUAUUUCUAAAAUGAUUGUCACAUUACAAAAUAAACAUAUGAAAUAACAA